UGUCUGCGCAGUGACAACGCUAGCGGUUACUUCACAAGGAAGUAGUGGAAGUUGAAGUGGGAAGAUGUUUAAUUAACAGCCUUUACAGUUUGUUAAUACGUCUGCGUAUUUAAUGUAAAGUUCUGUUCUGUUAUCGCGAGCGAUUAGACGUUUCAUUGUGCGCUCGUGAUAGUGGUGCAUGUGCGUUUAUUCACGUUCAAUUAAUGCUGCUUCUGGGGCGGAUAGGUGUCAUUACUUAUAGCGGUUCGGUUCUCUCACUCUCUUUAAGGAGCAUUGGAUUUCUAGCGUGUAAGAUCAUGAAUUCCAGCCAGACAGUGAAGUGCAUGAGUGAUGGAGCUGGAAGUGUAGGCAGAUGCGUCGAGGAUGACGCGGAUUCAGUCAGACCUGCUGGCGGAGACUCCCUGAUGGCGGCCGAGGAGAGACAUCCGAGAUCUGCCAGUCCCCGCGGUGUGAACGGAGAAGAUGAUUCUGAAGCGGAGUCCCAUCAGGACGGCCGUAACGUGAAUGUGGACCCGGAGACUAGGAGGAGGGCGUUCAGCUGGUGCCGUGACUUUCUGUCCGGAUCAUGGAAGGCUAUAUCGGAGCAUGACUUUCAUAUCAAAAUAGUCAGUGGAGGACUCAGUAACCUGCUGUACAUGUGCAGUUUACCCGCCGAUGUUCAGCCCUCUGGGGUCGAACCUCGACGAGUUCUGCUCCGGAUCUACGGGGCCAUUCUACAGGGAGUGGAUUCUCUUGUUUUGGAAAGUGUGAUGUUUGCCAUUUUAGCAGAGAGAGAGUUGGGCCCACAUCUCUAUGGCAUUUUCCCAGAAGGUCGUCUAGAGCAGUACUUGCCUAGUAAUCGCUUGCGUACGGAGCAGUUGGGGUUCCCAGAGAUCUCAGCUGAAAUAGCCAGUAAAAUGGCACGAUUCCAUGGGAUGCAGAUGCCAUUCAACAAGGAACCCAAAUGGCUGUUUGGAACCAUUGACCGGUAUAUGGAACAAGUUAAAAUAAUACAAUUUGUGCGUGAAGCUCACAUCAAGAAAUUUACCAAGCUAAUGAAGUAUGAUCUUCCUGCAGAACUGGAGAAUCUGAGGUCACUGCUGGCAGCUACUCCCUCUCCAGUUGUGUUCUGCCAUAAUGACGUACAGGAAGGCAAUAUCCUCAUGUUAGAUGGCCGAGAGAAUUCAUCUGACAAACUAAUGCUUAUUGAUUUUGAAUACAGCAGCUAUAACUACAGAGGCUUUGAUUUUGGGAAUCAUUUCUGUGAAUGGAUGUAUGACUACACAUAUGAUCAGUGGCCCUUCUACAAGGCAAAGGUGGAGAAUUACCCCAACAGACAACAGCAGUUACGUUUUAUCAGACACUAUCUGUCAGAAAAGGGGGGCAUUGCACCUGCUGACCAAGCCAGGAUAGAAGAGGACAUGAUCAUUGAGGCAAACCGGUUUGCCCUUGCGUCUCAUUUCCUCUGGGGUUUGUGGUCUAUUAUUCAAGCCAAGAUCUCUAAAAUCGAGUUUGGAUAUAUGGACUAUGCACAGCACAGGUUUGACACAUACUUCAAACAGAAGAAACUCUUUUCCUAAAUUGUGACAUACAGCACAUGCAUCAUUUUGCAUCACCUGUUGUUUAGGUAUUGAUUUAAAAAAAAUAAAAAAUUCAAGAAAGGGCACAGUACAAAACAAUUAAGACUGCUAUAGAACGGUUCAUCCUGGGGAACAUUAAUUUUAAAUAAUGAAAAGUCCAAAGAUAACCUGCCUUAAAGUCACAUUUUGUAGGGCUUUAUUAUAGUUGUUCUUAUCCCUUCCAAAAAAUUAGAAGGUAAAAAGUUACAAAUUAUCUGCAAAUGGGGGGGGAUAGAAUUUUGUGACUGAAACCUAGAUACAAUUCACGUACUGUUCGUACCUCCUUAUUGUACAAGGCGAACUGUAAAAUUCAUUUUGUCAGUUUAUUUAUAAUAAUGUAACUGCAUUUUUUGGAAUAUUGAAACUUGUGUGUGGUCAACAUUAUCUAUUAAUUCUAUCAAGAAUCAAUCCGUCCAUCAUAAUUACCGUGUAAACCACAGGGUCCAGUGAUAUAUCUUCAUUUUUGUGUCCUAGUUUCAAAUACUAUAUUUGUUUGUACUUUCAUCUGAAAACAAAAGCAGCGUUGUAGCUUGUUUAAUUUCCCUCCCCAGUGUUUUAAAACAUUGCAAAAUUAUUGCAUCCUUCCUAUAUUUACAUACUGUGAAAUACAUUGCACGUCUUUUUUAAACUCAGGAGUCAAUUAAUUCGUUUCAGAAUGGCACAUAAACUACUCUUUCUUCCUGAUUUUGAUGCCAUUUAACUUUCAAUUGGAAAAAGUAUUAAUAAUAGGAAAUAAUGUCGAGCUAUGUUUUCUGUGUUUUACUUGGGAUUUGACCAGUCUUUGCUCAGCUAUAUUGAUAUGUAGCAAUAACUAUUGUCUACAGCCAUCUUCUAUACAUUUGUACAUAGGUUUAAAUAUAGUCUGAACUGCACAUAAAGGAAAUACCACCUCAAGAACAGAAGUUUAAUUACUAAACUGACAAAUGCCUUUGUCCCCUUUCUAAACACAAAGUUCUUUUAAGUAGCUGCUGAUAAUACAAAUGAAGGAUAGUAGCAUUAUACUGUGAAUUAGUGGGAUCAUCAUCUUAAGAAUCAUGGUACAUUGUUGGAAUCAUAUUGGGAGAAUCUGAAUGGUCAAAUUGAUGCUCUUGUAUUUGUCCCCAUCUAUAAACAAAUGUAUCUGUAUAAUUUUCACAAUGCUUUCUUUCCCGUAUGUUGUAGCAAGUUCAGGGACAAAGGAAAUAUUGAGGGACCAUGAACAUUUUAAGCUAGGCUACUUUAACAUGCUCCCAAUAUCAUUGUUGAUAUUGAAUCUGUGAUUCUUAAUAUUGAGUUGAGAAGCAAUUGCACUGUUAGAACUAAUGUUAACUUCUAUAAUUGCUUUGGCUAAUUCAAGUUAUACUGUAGACUUGUCUCUGGUAUGUUUUAUUUUGUUCCUUUGCCAUGUAGGUAUCCAUUAAUUUUGCUCAUUAAAAAAAA
Molecule: messenger RNA, 3017 nt
Organism: Sinocyclocheilus rhinocerous
Lineage: Eukaryota; Metazoa; Chordata; Actinopteri; Cypriniformes; Cyprinidae
Product: choline/ethanolamine kinase-like
Exons: 11
Coding region: 204-1559 (451 amino acids)
Biological process (GO): phosphatidylethanolamine biosynthetic process; CDP-choline pathway
Cellular component (GO): cytoplasm
Molecular function (GO): choline kinase activity; ethanolamine kinase activity
Source: RefSeq, a predicted model, not a curated record